Alligator sinensis (Chinese alligator) is the source of this 2325-nucleotide messenger RNA. RefSeq names its product integrin binding sialoprotein (gene IBSP). Gene Ontology annotation, biological process: ossification; bone mineralization; extracellular matrix organization. Bases 89 to 1075 code for a protein of 328 amino acids. Gene Ontology annotation, cellular component: extracellular region. NCBI's taxonomy places the organism in Eukaryota, Metazoa, Chordata, Crocodylia, Alligatoridae. The record is from RefSeq and is a predicted model, not a curated record. The transcript is spliced from 8 exons.
AGUGAGCAAGCAGAAGAACUAGUAAAUCUCUGUCCACUGGCUUGCAACUAGCCUGCAUACUUCAGGACAGCAAACAGGAAAUAUAACAAUGAAGACUGCGCUUAUUUUUAUCUGCCUUUUGGGAAUAGCUUGUGCUUUCUCAAUCAAGAGCUUCCGCAGAAGAGCAAAAUCAGAUGACUCUGAAGAAAAUGCGGUUUUCAAGAACAGGCAUCGAUAUUAUUUUUACAGAUAUGCCUAUGUGUAUCCACCACAGAGAAGAAUGCAGAGCAGUGACUCAUCAGAAGAGGAAGGGGAUGGUGAUAGCUCAGAUGAAGAGGAGGAAGAGGGGCAGGAACAGUCUAACGAAGGGGAGAAUGAGGGUGAAGAGACCACCACAGAGGCUCCCACUGGGAAGGUCCCCGUAGACAAGAAGGGAUUUAGCAAAGGAGAAACCAAAGCUCCUAAGAAGGGCCAAGACUGCAAAGGUCCUGAGAAAGAAGAGAAAAGUGAAGCCCUUAAAAAGGGGGGAAAGGGCAAGGCUCCAGAAAAAGGUUGGAUGAGCAAAGGCUCUGAAAAUGAAGAUAGUGAUGAAAAUGAGGAGGAGGACAAUGAAGAGGAGGAAAAUGAAAAUGAAGAAAAAGUGGAUGAAAAUGGAAAUGGCAUUAAUGGCACUAGCACCAACACUACUGAAGCAGAGACUGGGAAUGGAGGUAAUGGCCUAGGUGAGAAUGGGGAAGGCAAUGGCAAUGAGGGGGCUGAAGAGGGAAAUGAGGAGGAAGUGGAGGAGGAAGAAAAUGAAACUGAAGCAACGACUGUCAUCACCGCCACUGGAGAUCAGGGGCUGUAUGACACAACUACCACUGAGGAUGAGGUGCCUUAUGACACUACCACCACUGUAGAUCAGGAGGGUUAUGGGUAUGAAGAAAGUCCUACCCCCGGCUAUGAAAACGGAUAUGAAAGCCAAACAGAUUAUAACUACGGAAGCGAGAAUGGGUACCCCCGCGGAGACACCUACAGAACUUAUGAGGACGAGUACAGCUAUUACAAAGGGCAUGGAUAUGAUGUCUAUGGCCAUGAUUACUAUUAUAGUCAAUGAAGAGCAAGACCUUGAUUGAUCUUGUUAAUGCUAAUACUCUGCAUAGCAAUUGUUUUCAAAGUUCAACUCAGGAAAGUAUGACAAAAUGUAAUUUGGUGCCUGUAUAAAAAAGAAAAAAAACCCUGGUUCUUAGUUUAAAAAAAAAAAAAGCUCUCUAUGGAGGUAGUCACACAUUCACUUGCAGUGGUUGCAAAUCAUUGGAGUGCUGUCACCUAUUCAGGUUUGCAUGUAUUAAAGUUAGUAUGUUAGAUAAUAUUGCCUGAAAGGGAACAAUUUAGCAAUGCUACAAUGGUACUUAAUAUGCACUAAACUGCUUGAACAUGCAUUUGCUUAACAUGUUAAUUACACCUAGUAAAUGUUAUGUUGAAUGGGUGACACCACCCUAUUAAAUACAUGCUUUUGACCAGGAUUCAUACACUUGCUGUGGACAUUUAUAUACCCUACCAGGGACCGUAGCAUUUUAAUCUCAAUACUGAGGAAUAUUGUGUAUAAGAUGGCAUUAUCAUAAAAUGAGUUUUGUUGUACACGUUAUAUUUGCAGUCUAUCCAUUGUUUAUAUUAAACUCAAAACUCAUUUUAAAGCAAUUAUUUUGAACAUGUUGUGCUUAAGAAAUAACUUUUAAAAAACCUGCUUCAUUUCUGUUGCUAGUCUUCCACUCAAUGGACCAGACUCAACUGAUACAGCGCAUGUAUUGGGGUCAGUGGGGAACUUUCAACAUGAUUAUGUUUUUUUACACUUGCAAUGGGCUUGGUUUUGAAAGCUGGGCCUUGAAUCUCUGAGGCUGUCCCAUCAUCUGUAAAGUUGAGAGAGAUCCACAAGGCAGUUCCUUGGGAGAGGUACCACCCGCUUUGUUGUGAGUAUGAAUAACAGAAUCUAACCCUAAGCAAAUAUACGGGAAAAGCAAAUGCUCUUCUGAAUGCCCAUGUAGAAGUUCAAAGUUGUAUCAUUUGGUAACAAUGCGCUUUCAAUCUGUAGAGAAUUAUGGUAGGUCAGAGACACUCAAUAGCAAGGGGAAACAGGAGGCCAAGCACUGGAAAGUCUUACCUCUCUGUGCAUGGGCUGCUGCUGCCAUGGUGUGACAUGGUACAGGCUCUCUGGGUGCUGCCUUUCUGGUGCUCCCUCUAAAUCAGCACCUAGGAAUGUUUGGAUCUAUGCCACAACAUAGUGACUAACUGCAUUAGCAUUUUCUAAUGAGAUUUGUAUUGUUAUGUGGUAGCCCAAAAGUAUCAAGCCUAUCACCUCAACACACA